Molecule: messenger RNA, 5265 nt
Organism: Mya arenaria
Lineage: Eukaryota; Metazoa; Mollusca; Bivalvia; Myida; Myidae
Product: syntaxin-17-like
Exons: 10
Coding region: 494-1513 (339 amino acids)
Biological process (GO): intracellular protein transport; vesicle fusion; exocytosis
Cellular component (GO): SNARE complex; plasma membrane; endomembrane system
Molecular function (GO): SNARE binding; SNAP receptor activity
Source: RefSeq, a predicted model, not a curated record
AUAACAAUGCUUGAAAUAUGUCACAAUAAAGAAGAUUCAAGUAAAAAAUAUAUUUGCACAUUUUUCUUUAAAUGCAAACAAAAUUUGACAUUUUGACGAUAGAAUGAAUCAUACUGUAAAUAGAUAAAGCUGAACGCAUUAAACACUGAUAAAGAACACCUCCGUCAGUGUCAACAAAAGAAAAACUACAUGUAGGUCAGAGUUACCAAACCACUUGGGAACUUACCUAUGUGUACUUUAGUGGUAAUGGGAAAAUUAUAAGCACUUCAACAAGUUGAGGGCUUAGUGUAAAAUAAUGGAUUUUCAAAACAGGAUUCGUAACGUAAUUGUUAACUGAACUAAACUUCUCUAAUUUGUGAAGGAUUUGCAUAUGAAAAGUCUUAAUGGAAUCUGUCCCGGUACAAUUGGACUAGUUAAAGUCGGUAAAGGACAUUUGACAGCUAAGUAUAUAUUUGGAGUAAAUUAGCCCACAAACCUUAUAGCUACAUACAAGAUGGCCACUUUUGAGGAGACCGCCACCGGUACCAAGGGAGAAGAUGAUAUGGAGUACAGCAAGUUUUCCUUGCGACGCAUGGAACCGGCCAUUCAGAAAUUCCUCAAGGUCGUACAGAUUGACCUUGGCAGACUUCACAGUCACAAACUGAAUAUGGAACGGUACAAUCGGCUACAUGACUGGAGCAGUCUAAAUGUGGAGCAGAUCAACGCCACUAGGACACUUCAGCAAUUACAGUCCAACCUUCGCGAGAUUGAGAAAUGCAGGAACCAGGUUGAGGAUGGGGACCUCGACAGUUUUGAUAGGAAGAUUGAACCCGUGAAGAAUACUGCCCUUCGGUCAUUGGCAGAGUUUCUUCCCUUGUGUCAGAAAUCAGAAAAACAAGACCAAUCCAGUUCAGACAGUUCUCCAGAGGGUGAAGUUCACAUACUGGGCCAGGGUCAAGGUCAAACAUCGACCCCUGAAGGUGAAGGUGAGAUUAAGGAGCCUUUGCUUCAGACACAGUUGAAUGAGCGGCCUGAGAACACCGAAGUGGCGCAGUCCUGGGAGGCUCUGCAAGAAAACCUGGAAGACCUGAACACCAUGAUUCAUCAGUUUGCUCACAUGGUCGAUGAUCAACAGGAAAACCUAGACAAAGUGGAAAACAACAUAGAGUCGGCACAGAGCGAUGUACAGGAAGGUGUCAAACAUCUAGGAAAGACCACUGGGUAUAAAGCAGCCCUGUUUCCACUUAUAGGAGCGGCUGUUGGAACUGUAAUAGGAGGACCAAUCGGCUUUGCAGCGGGGCUAAAGUUAGGGGGACUGGUGGGCAUAGUGGGAGGAACAGCUACUGGGUACUUGAGUGGUUCUAUGCUAAAGAAGCGUCAACAAGAAACUGUUGACAUAGAGCUGUCUGGUCUAAGUCGAUCAACUUCAGAGCCUGCAGCAUUGAAUGAAUCAGAAGAAAGUGGCUGGUUUUCCUGGGGACGAAAACGUAACCAGUCUGCAUCAGAGAAAGGGGCAGACGAGGGCAUCAAGUAAAAUCUGUGUUACCUAAUGGAAUACUUCAUAUCAAAUGUUUUGUUGAAAUAUUUAAUUCUGCCAUGUAUGAAAUGAAUUAUUAAUUUUGUUAAAUCAGUAUACUUAAUGUCUAAUUUAUAUCAAUUUUUUGUUGAAAUAUUUAAUGCUGCCAUGUAUGAUAUAAAUUAUUAAUUUUGUUAAAUCAGUAUACUAAAUGUCUAAUUAAGUCUAAGUAAUAAAUUCACAGUGAUUAAUUUUCAAAUCUACUGCAUGCCUUUGGCCCUGUUGAUUCUGAAGAGUAAUGGUUCCUGAAGAAAACCAAUAAGUAUAAUUUUUAUGUCUCCUGUGAAGUAUGACAGACACAGGGAUAUACUUUGUCCAUCAUCGCUGUCCGUGGCGGCUGCGGAAACACUGGUGUAAGGUUUUUUUACUUGGUAUGCACAUUGGUCACUGUCUGUAGAUGAUCUGCAUUGACUUUUAGGUCAGUAGGUCAACAACCAAGGUCAUGGUGACCUUGAAUAGAAAAAUGAUGUGUGCCACCUACAGGUGACACAAUACAUCAAAAGAUGACACAAUACAGAGAGUUAUGAAUCACCAACAUUCAAAAAUAUACUUGUUCAUGCUAAAAUAUAAUGAUGCCUCCAUGUUCCUGCCAUUUAGAAAAAAGUUGUGUUCUGUCAGUGUUCAAGCUGUUUUGUGAGCAACAUACAUGAGAACCUUGCGUGUUAUGAUUGACAUUGUGAUUUUAAGAUAUUUUUCCCUCCGAAAUGUGAUUUUCCACUGUAUAUACAUGUACUGCUUAUGUGAUAUUCUGCUGAUGAUUGUCUCGGAUCUGGUCGUCUAAAUGUGAUAGCCAAACAUGACAGCCUGUAGCCAAUUGUAUAAGACUGGAUAAGUUGCCCGUAUGUUAUCUUUUGGCUAAUUUUUACAUUAAUGCAUCUUGAUUGGUCAACAGUAAUUAUUAGAUAAAUAUAUGGACCAAUGAAUAAAACAUUUUGGCUAACUUUAUCCAAACUACAGAAUUAACCAGUUUUAUACAGUUAGCUGCUGUUUCCAUUGACUGAGGAUAUAAUGUCUUUUGAUAUAUACAUGUAUUGAUGGCUAUACUUUGUAGGUGCUUAAAUGUAAACAAAGAUAGCAUUUCUGUUUUUAUUUUUAAUCUGAAUUUGUGGGUAACUUUUUAAACACUCCAAAAUUGCUUGUUUUUACAGUGCCCUUAAAAUGUUCACUGUUUUUUCUCAUUUUUGCAAUUUUAGUGCAAACUAUAAUAACUUUUUUUUAAAUGUUACUGUUUUUCUUCUAAACUACAUUUAAUAUUAUUGAUAAUCUUAUUUUAAGAAGUUACCAAAUUUUACUGUAGAAACAUUGUCUGCAACCAGGGCACUUCUUCCAUUCCACUUCAUACGUACCAUGGGAAAAUUAACCGACAAAAUCUUGUUUAUAUGAAUAUGCAUGAGGCAGGGGAGACAACUCUUCUUCCAAUGAAGUCGCAUGUUACUACUAAAUGCUCUUCAAUUACCCUGUACUGUCAGGUUUUCUCCACAGGCGAAUGGUCUAAGUGCUGGUUGAAAAUUUGUAUUGAUCAGGUGUACCAAGUUCAACUCGAGCUUGCCAAAAAUACUUUUCAAAAUGAUAUUCUUGCGGAACCAAUGAAACUGCCUCAUGGAUCAUUCAUAAUUACAAGAUUUUCCUAGCCAAAUCACCAACAGUACAAUAAGAAACAUAGUGUAGUUAUGUUUGGGGGGUAUACAACGAUGCUGAAGCUUGUAUUCUCUGCAGAAUAGGAUUAAUAUUGUUACCUGUGUAGGGCUUACUAUUGUUAGUUUGUAUCAAGUGUUUGAUAAUUUACCCAAGAUCAUUCUGAUUUCUGAUCUUGAAAUUCAUAUUCGGAAACUAAAUCUGAUUUUAUGUGAUUUUUCUCACCAUUUUUAUGUAGCGUAUUUUCUAUCCUAAAGUUAGGCAUACUUAAAGAUUAUAAUAUUAUCAUAAUAUACCACAUUUUUAUAGUGCUCUAUUCAUAUAUACAGUUAACAUUUAAAAACCUGAAGAUGUGUUACCCGUAGUAUUAUAAAUAACUUGACAAGUUAUAUAUGCAGAAUUUAUUUAUUUUAUUUUUUGUCAAUAAAAAUAUGCAACAUGAUAUUUAUAGAAAUAAUGAAAAUUUUAUAAUGAUUCAACUCUGAUAUAUAUUGAAUUUUAUUGGAUACAAAUGUUACUGUUUCAAAUAAUCAUUAUUGUUUAUUUUUUUAAACAAUGUGCUUACCUAUGAUGAAAUGUUGAAUCUCCAUUUCAUGAAUAUAGCACUUUUGUUGUAUUUAUCAUAAAUUAAUUAAUGCUUGUUUGUUAUUAAUAUUGGCUGUGUCUGUCUUGAUUGUGUGCAAUACAUUUUUUCUGGUUACGGAAACCUUAAAUUAUAGGGGUACUUGAUGUUAUAUAUUUAAAUUUUGUUUAAUUGAUACUGGUGCUUUGAAUGAUGUUAAAGCUGCACUCUCACAGAUUGACCGUUUCGACAACUUUCUUUAUUUUUUUGUCUUUAAAUGACCCUGAGUCUGAAAACCAGUGAAAUAAGACAGAUGACAAAAUAUCAGUUCACAGUUUUUCAUCAUUGGGAACUCCUCGGCCAUUUUUAUCGAAUGCCGGCACAUCAGUUGAAGUAGUUUGUAAUUUUUUUAAUUACACCAUUAAUUAAAUGUAGUGUUUUAGCUUGUAUUUAUUAAUCUAAGUUUAAAUUGAUUGCCAGUGAAGUGAAUUAUUGCAAACAUAAUUAAGAUUCCCAAGAGUUAAGUCUUAAAGUUUAACUGCUAAAUAAAAUUACUACGCGAUCUACUAAGUCUUGCAGCGGACUUAAACGUACCACUUUUUUAGUAUGUAAACCGUCCAAAUACAUCCGCGGUUGUUUUCGAUAAAAAUGGACGAGGAGUUCCGAAUGAGUUUUUCAUAUUUAUGUUCGAAAGUUUAUAUUCAUAGCUAAAAGCGUUACAAACAUUUUCAGAAAAUGAGUUUUUUCAGCAAUUUUCUGAACAAUUGAGGUCUGAUCUAUUGCGCAUCCUUUUAUUUGCCUGAAUUGAAAGCACUGAUACAAAAAUCAGCUGAUUACGAGAGGAGAACUAAAAACAUCUGUGAGAGUGCAGCUAUAAGGUGGUAACUUGAUAAUUCUUAAUCAAACGUUUUGUUUUAAUGUAUGCUUUAAUUGCUCAUGGUAAGAGAUCAUUAUUUGGUGCUUGCUUUUUUUGUGUGGGCCACUGACAAUUGAGGAUUUUUUUAAUUUUCUGUUCAUUAAUUUUAGCUAGAAUGAUUCUGAAAAAUGCACCAAAAAUACUUUCAUAGAGUAUAUUUCAGUCAGUCUACUUUUCCUCCAAAGCUUAUUUGUCAAAGCUAGUCUCAAAGGUAACAUAGAUUUGGUGCUUUUUAAAUAGGCCAAUGACAAUCAAGGUUUUUUUUCAAGUAUUUAGUUUGUUAAAUUUACAAAGGUCGAUUCUGAAGAAUGUACCAACAAGCUCCUUAUAAGUUAGAGUACAAUUUUGACGAUCAACAGAAAAUAAAACUAAGGGCAGUCUUCCUAUCUAGGCCUUUGGCGGAGGUAUGCCUGCUCUAUUUUUUGGCAGAUUGCCAAAAUUGAAUUCUAAUAUAUACUUAGUUCAUUGGAUAACAUACAAGGUACAUUCAUUAUUGACAAAGUUAUGGGAAUUGUGUAUUGUAAUAUUAGAGGAACGCUGUCAUAUCAAAUGCUUUUACCUCAUUGUACAAACACAUUUGUUGAAUACAAUUUUGGA